UAAAAUGGCAGUCAGUAUAAAAACUGAGCCCGUUGAGGGCGGCCGAGGAUUAAAUAAAGAACGACUUUAUUGCUAUUUGAUAUAUGUUGUUCUUCUUUUAAGUAAGUCCUUACCGCCAGAUUUAAGCGUCGCGCUAAUUAAGAAGUUACUUUACGGUAAAAACAAAAAGUUUGCAGCAUGUUUAGCUACCAAGAAGUGCCCAUAUAGGAACAAAGUAUUGCACAGUCACACAAGGAAAAAACGGAGACGACAUCUUGAGUAUGAGUAACACCAUGCAUUGCUAAAUGUGGGACUGCUGUUGAAAUUAUGACAACGAGACUUGACAGGCUGUUUUUACUUCUGGAUACUGGAUCAACCCCACUGAUUCGAAAAUCAGCAGCUGAACAACUUGGAGAGGUUCAGAAACUGCAUCCUUAUGAACUUCAGAACCUGCUUUCAAAGGUUCAUGACUACUUAAAAAGUUCAAGCUGGGAGACCAGGAUAGCUGCAGGACAGGCAGUGUCCGCCAUUGCAAGAAAUGUGCCCAAGUGGAACAAGAAAAUUCCCAUCAAGCAAGAAACCAAUGGCAAUGUGGUGGAAGAAAAUCCCAUUCAACUGUUGUUUACUCAGUUCAACAUUGACAAGGUGUUGUCUCAAGGGGCAUCACUCUUGGGAGCCGAAGAGAAACAGUAUGAAACAGAACCGCUAAGCAUGAAAGACAAAGACCAAUUGUCGUUACAACGUCAGAUGCUGAACAAGAGGCUUGGACUAGACAUGGCCGGGAAUCUUGGGAUAGGCGGGGACAUUUUCUCAGAUGAAGAUUUGGUAGCUGGAAUAAAAACAGAGAAUGGAGACACAUAUUCUAACAAGAGAAGUGUGUCUGACAUCCUGAAACAACAAUUGCUGGAUGUGACGGGUGGGAUGAGUGCCAGAGAACACAGCCGAAUAAAGCGGCGAGCUAAAAUCUUGGCCAAGCAGAGGUCAAAAGACUGCUACAAUGAGCAGAUGUCCCUGGAUACUGAGCCCCCCUGUAAGAAGGCCAAGUCCCAAGUCAGCGUGGAUGUCGGGAGCAGUGAGAGCAAGCUGGUCAUGGAGGCCUCCGUGGACAUCGAGGAGGAUGAGGAGUGGUAUUUUGAGUCCUUCUGUGAGUUGCUGAUGAACGACCUUUUCAACAGUAGCUGGGAGACACGACAUGGUGCUGCAACUGGGCUCAGGGAGGUCAUCCGUAUCCAUGGCGACUCGGCUGGCUUAUCCAUAGAUAUUCCACUGGAUCAGUUGCACACCAUUAACCAGGUGUGGUUGACAGACCUUGCCCUCAGACUGCUGUGUGUCCUGUCCCUUGACAGGUUUGGGGACUAUGUCUCUGAUGAAGUGGUUGCUCCAGUGAGGGAGACCAGUGCCCAGACACUGGGGAUGGUGAUCAAACACCUGGAUAGGUGUGGUGUGGAGGGCAUGGUCAAUGUCUUACUCCAGCUUCUGGCCCAACAGCAGUGGGAGGUUAGGCAUGGGGGCCUGCUGGGCUUCAAGUACUUACUGGCUGUCAGACAGGACAUGACAGACCGGAUCCUGCCUGCAGUAUUACCGUCUCUGUUCCGAGGUCUACAAGAUGUGGAUGAUGAUGUCAGAGCUGUUGCCGCGGCAGCAUUGGUUCCUGUGGCUCACGACCUCGUUAGACUUCUUCCUCAACAGGUGCCCUUAAUCCUGACUUGUUUGUGGGACACACUGCUGGAUCUUGAUGACCUCACUGCCUCUACUAACAGUAUUAUGACACUUUUGUCUACCAUCCUAACAAACCCACAGGCCUCAAUCAGAGACUGGUUGUCUCGCCCCCUUCCUGAGCUAGUUCCAAGGUUGUGGCCAUUUCUUCGACACUCCAUAGCCUCAGUCAGACAUUCAGCCUUACAAACCUUCCAUACUUUGCUGACUUUACCAGAAGACCAACAAUCAGUUCAGCCCUGGCUGCCAUUCAUCUUACAAGACGCACUUAGGCACAUAUUUCAAAGGAGUCUGCUGGAAGAAAAACCCAAUAUAACCAAGAUACUUGAGAAAGUGUGGAACCAGUUGUUGCUGAAAGCACCAUUAGAAUACCUGGUGGGGAAUUCCCUGCCCUGGCUCGGGGUCUGGCUCUGUCUUUGUAUGCAACCUUCAAAGCUUCCAUUUGAUUCCUCCUACCUUAUUGAGGCAAAGCACAGAGGAAGAGUACAUUCUGAUUCUGAACAAGGGAAGAGCAGACAUAGCAUUGGUACUGCACAGAAGUCCAUGGACUACAUAGCAGGAACAGAGACCCUGAAUGCUAGUGUGGUGGACAGGGAUAUGGCUGUAAUGAGAACACGCAUAAUGGCCACCAGGUUUCUUGGGUUGCUGUGUAGCUACAUCAUAAGAGAAAUUCCCAACUUUCCACCUGAAGCAGAGAAACCAGUGAUCUCCCUUUCCAAGCUCUUCCUGUUCCACUUAAAUAGCAAGUCGGCUGUCCAGAGAUUUGUGAUAGCUCAAGUGGUCUACAACCUGGCACUGUCCAACAAGGAGACCAAACUCCCUGAUGAAGCUGUUGCCAAGCUGCUGGAGUGUUUGAAUGAUGCCAUCUAUUUUGAUGAAGUGGCUAUCUCAUUCACACACAUGCAGUCUGACUGUCGAGAUUUCAUGGCAGGACUCAAACAGAAUGGAGUAGAUAUAGACUCUGUGAUUCCACCAGGAGGCAUCAUAACCUUAGAUCAGGCCAGUUCUCUCACCACAACAAUAUUUGACCAAGCUAAAACCACGCUCAAACCUAAAUCUCAGCAGGUGUUCGAGGACAGGAGGAGACAACUCAAGGUCAUAGUGGACACGACCAUUCAGGAGCUCCAGACCCUUACAAUCAGGGUUCAGUGUAGUUUAGCCAAGGCAGCAGUAGAACUGGAUGCAUUGCCAGAGAAACUGAAUCCUGUCAUUCGCCCAUUGAUGGACUGCAUCAAAAAGGAGCAAAAUAAAGAGAUUCAGCAAGAGGCAGCUGACUGCUUAUGUAGAUUACUUAAGAAAUGUCUGGACAAAAACCCUAACCCUAAUUCCAAGGUCCUGAAGAACCUGUGCACCUUUCUGUGUGUGGACCCCACCUUUACCCCCAGGGUUGCUUCACCCAUCCCCAGCCACACAGCUGAUGAAAGUGAAGUCAAAUGUGAUUCUAAGUUUGGCAUCAUAACCCUAACAAAGCAGCAAAAGACUCCUGAUGUUGGAAAGAAGUGGCUGAAGCGGGCAGCCAGUGUAAAAAACGAAGAAUCAUCUUCUGAUCAAAACCAGGAUAAUGGCGAGACACAAGAGCAGCAUCAGAUCCAGAGGAGAGGGGCGUCGCUGGCACUGACCACCAUCGCACGAGUGUUUGGAGAUGACCUCCCCACCAGCCUGCCCACUCUGUGGGAGAACGUGGUGGAACCCCUGCAGGGCCUGGGGAAAGAAAAUAUGCUGACAGAGGAGAAAGCCCAGGAACUGGUCAACUCUCUGCAGGUGCUGGAGACACUAUGUACAGUGAUGACUCCAAACCUACAGUUACAGUUGAAAGAAAGGUUACCAUUACUGCUGGAUUGUCUGCACAGUCACUUCACUGCGGUCCGUCACAUGGCAGCCAGGUGUUUUGGAAUGCUCUGUCAGGUCAUGACUCUUGACCUUAUGACCUUUAUCAUUGAAAAAAUAGUUCCACUCAUGGAUAUUGCUGAUAAUGUCAUAUACAGGCAGGGAGCAACAGAAGCUUUGGCUUGUGUGAUAGAUGGUCUUGGACUGGAUCUGAUCCCGUACAUUGUGCUGCUGGUGGUGCAGGUCCUUCGUCGUAUGAGUGACCAGAACGAGGCGGUCAGAUUAAUGGCCACCGCUUGCUUCGCCUCACUCAUCCGCUUGAUGCCACUAGAGGCUGGAAUAACAGAUCCUCCAGAAAUGAGUCCUGCCCUCAUUGCAGAGAAAGAGAAGCAAAGGAAAUUCCUGGAGCAACUGAUGGAUGGAUCCAAACUUGAGGGCUAUAACAUUGUGGUGCCUGUCAAAGCAGAAUUAAGGAAGUACCAGCAGGAUGGUGUGAACUGGCUGGCUUUCCUGAACAAGUACAAUCUACACGGCAUUCUCUGUGACGACAUGGGACUGGGUAAAACCCUGCAGUCCAUCUGUAUAAUGGCCUCUGACCACAAACUCAGAGAUCAAAAAUACCAGGAGACUCAGUCCAUGGAGUUUGCCCCCAUGCCCUCCAUUGUGAUCUGUCCCCCCACUCUGAUUGGACACUGGGUGUAUGAGGUCAACAAGUUUGUUGACGAGGCUCACCUUAAUCCCCUCAUGUACGCCGGUCCCCCCGGAGAACGAGCCAGAAUUCAGAAGAAGGUGAAGAAGCACAAUUUGAUUGUAGCAUCGUAUGACGUGGUGAGGAAUGACAUUGACUUCUUCAGUACCAUCAGCUGGAACUACUGUAUUCUGGACGAAGGGCACAUCAUUAAGAAUGGCAAGACCAAACUCUCUAAAGCAGUGAAACAGUUGGUCUGCAACCAUCGUUUAAUCCUGUCAGGGACCCCCAUCCAGAACAACGUCCUAGAUCUGUGGUCUCUCUUUGACUUUCUGAUGCCAGGAUUCCUGGGAACAGAGAAACAGUUCCAAGCCAGAUAUGGUAAACCCAUUCUACAGAGCAGGGAUGCUAAAAGUACUUCCAAGGAGCAGGAAGCAGGUGCUUUGGCGAUGGAAUCUCUUCACAGACAGGUUCUUCCGUUCAUCCUCCGUCGUCUGAAGGAAGACGUCUUGCAGGAUCUUCCACCCAAGAUCAUUCAAGAUUACUACUGUGAACUUAGUCCUCUACAGACACAAUUGUAUGAGGACUUUGCCAAAUCCCGAGCGAAGCAGGGUGUGGAGGAUUCUGUCACGUUACUGGAGAGUACGGAUAACAAGGAGAGGAAGAGUGCUGGUGCUACUCAUGUCUUCCAGGCAUUGCAGUAUUUGAGGAAGCUGUGCAAUCACCCUGCCCUUGUUUUGACUACUAGUCAUCCUAAGUAUGAGGAAGUUACGAAGCAGCUCAAGACCAGUAACUCCUCCUUACGAGACUGUCAACACGCACCCAAACUGAACGCCUUAAAACAACUGCUGUUGGACUGUGGAAUUGGUGUUGCCAUGCCGACAGGCUCUGGGUCAGGGUUUGCAGCGGAUCAGCCCGUUGUUAAUCAGCAUCGUGUCCUGUUGUUCUGUCAGCUGAAAAGUAUGCUCAACAUUGUAGAAGAGGACCUGCUGAAGUCACAAAUGCCUUCCGUGACCUACUUACGACUAGAUGGCAGUAUUCCAGCAGGAUCCAGACAACAGAUUGUAAACAGGUUCAACAACGACCCCUCCAUUGACAUUCUGUUGUUGACCACACAUGUGGGAGGGCUAGGUUUGAACUUGACCGGGGCCGACACGGUUAUAUUUGUGGAACAUGACUGGAAUCCAAUGAAGGAUCUACAGGCAAUGGAUCGGGCUCAUAGAAUUGGACAAAAGAAAGUGGUCAAUGUUUACAGGUUGAUUACAAGAGGGACACUGGAGGAAAAAAUCAUGGGGCUUCAAAAGUUUAAGAUGACAAUUGCCAACACUAUCAUCAGCCAAGACAAUGCUAGUCUCAAAACAAUGGGAACAGACCAACUGCUAGAUUUGUUUUCAUUGGACGAUAAGGCUAAAGGUCAAGAGAUAGUGUCCUCUGGUGGCAGCAGUAGUGAUCAAAACAAACGGGAGAGCAUCAAGUCCAUUCUGGAAAAUCUAGGAGAUUUAUGGGACGAGAAGGAAUAUGAGUCUGAGUAUAACUUGGAUAAUUUCAUAAAGUCGCUGAAACGAUAAAGCGAUGGACAAAAUCCCGUGUGCCAAGUCUUGGUUUAUGCAAUCUUAUUCGAGUACACAAUGAUGCUGUUCAAUGCAGAUUGUUCUUGAUUGAGUUUAAGAGUUUGUAAGCUUGGGAAUGAAGAAAAGUAACAGUUAAGUGUGAUAGGAUAGAUUAGAAAUGUUAAUGGGAUACCAUUCUUUAAUCAGUUUAUCAAAAUUUUAGGAAAAGGUUUAUUUGAUAUAAAAAAAAAUGUCUUAGUAAUGUUAAAUACACAUUUCAGCAAUUUAAGGUUAUCAACUCCUAUGUUAUCAAGUCUCAUGACUGCUGAAUACUUGUACUUGGAUGAUAUGUAUUAUAUAAUGGGUUAAUGUUCUUGUGUAAGGAAAGUUAGCAAUAUAAAGUAGGUCUUAAGGGGAAUGGACGUGAAAAACAAUAUCAUUAGUGUGAAACUGUCAUCUUUAUGUUUUAUCAUAGACAAAGUUUCAAAUGGAAAGUAAUAAAUAUACAUACCAGUAGUAAUUGUUGGAGAACUUCAGCCAAUCUCAUUCUCUCAAUGUAAAUGUAACCAAAUCUGGCCUUGGGUUAUGGCAAUGCUGUCAUAUAACAUAUAACUGUCUCAAAAUGAGUCAAGUUUACAAUGUAUUAUGGAUGUAAUGGAAACAUGAGCAUGUAUAUUAACAAAAUAAUCACUAUAGUUGGACAUUUAUGAAAGUCAGAGAAAAUCAGUGAUCAUGAUUUGGAAUAGUACAUUUCUCAGAAUUACCAAAUCAAAUUGUAAUGAAUUAUGAUUUACUAUGACUGUAUGCCGACACAAUAAUUUCUUUCAUAUUACCGAUAGUGAAAUUUUACUGUUAAGUGUAUGAAUGCAAAAAUAUAUCAACCUUUUUAAAGAUUCGAUAUUAUGACUCAUAAUUGUAUUAUCAUUUUCACUGGAUAGAUUAGAAUCAUCUGUUACAAAUUCCCAUUUUUUUCAUUGAUGGUCAUUGAAAUCCUGUGUAGAGGUAGAACAGUGUGUAAUAAUAUAUAUUUAUUAUUAUAACAAUAACUUGAUCCAAAGGGUCAGAUCAUGUCAAGUUGCAAGGCAUGGAUCAUCAUAUCAAACGAGCCACAUCAAGUUUGAUGAUCCGCGCCUGGUAACGAGACGUGAUCCAGAUCUUUGGAUUAAGUUACUGUUACAAUGAUAAAUUUAUUAUAAAAUACCCUUGUCCAUUUAAAAGUUUUUAUUACAAAAACUAUCUUUUUAAAAUCAAUUGUAUGACAUUUAAUAAUACAACAGAGCUUUUUUAGAUGAACUCUUUUAAAAUGCGCUAAAACAUGUGGUAUGUCAUCAGUUUCUGAGAGAGGUGAUACGCAAUCAGAAACCCACAGUGGGGUGAUCUGGAAAAUCGGAUCACACUCUGUAAAAUUGACAGUAUCAAGAAGGGAAAUUUGAUGGGUACUAGUAUAUAAAAAACUUAAUUAUAGGUUUAGAUAGACAUGAUAUAGGCUUUCUGUCAAAGAUGAUAGGGAAUCCUGUUUUGGAUUGAGUACUACAUGUAGUAAGUGAGCAGGAUUUCAGGUUGUUCUUUUGACUAGAUAGUGCUUAAACUAAAAUUUAUUUUAAGAAGCAAACGAAAAAGCUCUGUACUUAAUUUCUUCAAAGUAAAACCAGUGGAGUCUAUCUAGUACUCUUUUUGUGCUCCAACUAGUCGUAUCAAAUCUGAAUAAAUUAACAAGCCAAGUAACUGCUUAUCGAUGAAAUUGUAAAGCAUUUGAAUUGAUGUUGUUUAUAUGAAGAUCUAUCAUUACUAUGGUCAAUUUUCGACAAUGUACUGUUGCUUAAGUGAAUCUUAAAAUUAAGAUUUUAAAAGUAUUGUAACAGCUUGUGGACAAAUAUUUAAUCAGAAUGAUAAAAUUAAGAAGGUAUUGGACACCUCGAUGUUGUGAUGUACUUCCUAUGGAAAAAUUGAAAUCAAGUAUAAUUUUUUAAUCAAUGUUUUCUUUCCCAGUGAAGUGGGUUAGAGUGCUACUACGAAUGUUUAAGAUAUGAGUUCGAAUCCCACUGAGGCUUUUAUGGUAUUUACUUUUCGAAAAAUUUGUAAAACAUAUUUUUUCUCCAAAUAUUGUAAAAACUGAAAAUUCUAAACAGAUGUAUGAAUAAUGUUUUUUUUAUCCACAUUAAUAUUGACAGGUGUCCAAUACCACCUUAAGCCUUUUAUAAAUGAUCAAUGUUGAGACUGACUAUUUAUGUCUCAGGAUAACAGAAUUAGGGAUCAGUUGUAUUUCUGUAGUACUUAACAGUGUAUUUGUCAUUUUCAAAACAUUUUUCCUUGUUGGCUGUACUUGUAAACUUUUAAAAAACAUACUAUAUAAUUUUGAUACAUUCAAUAUGACUGUCAUAUAUAAUUGUACGAAUUUUGCCUGUUGGUUUGCAAUAACUUCAGUAGAAGUGCUAAGUUUUGUUUUACACUGUGAUCAUAUUGACUUGCAUGUAUUGUUUGUGUAUAUUCAGAAGUUAUAUUUUUGAUAUGAUUACAUUUGAACCUUAGUUACUCAGUUCAUUGGACCUGAUAUUAUACUUAUGUUAAGUAUCAUGGCAGGAAGGCGAAUGCUUGCUGAGAAUAACAUUGCUACCACUCAUAUUGAUAGGUUUUGUAAAUGAGAUUAUGUACUUCAUAGAUCAAAUUGUUUUGAAUGAAUUUGUUACUGUU
Molecule: messenger RNA, 8451 nt
Organism: Magallana angulata
Lineage: Eukaryota; Metazoa; Mollusca; Bivalvia; Ostreida; Ostreidae
Product: TATA-binding protein-associated factor 172-like
Exons: 38
Coding region: 307-5778 (1823 amino acids)
Molecular function (GO): DNA binding; ATP binding; ATP-dependent chromatin remodeler activity
Source: RefSeq, a predicted model, not a curated record